AUGGAGAGAAUUGUGCAGCAGACUGAUUACGAUGCGUUGUCGUGCAAAUUAGCAGCUAUCUCAGUUGGGUAUCUUCCUUCAAGCCUCCUACAGAGGCUGCCGGCCGAUCUGGCCAAGAAGUACGUACAAUGGCAUCGGGGUUACUUAGUCACUCUCAAGAAAUUCUGUAGACGGGCUUUUGGAAAAGUAGACAGAGCUAUACGGUCUUCCUUCCCAGUGAUGAACUAUGGAACUUAUUUACGUACUGUGGGAAUAGAUGCGGCCAUACUGGACUAUUUGGGUGUGAAUGAACAGGUUCAGGUAGUCAACUUGGGCUGCGGGUCAGAUUUACGAAUGCUGCCUCUGUUGGAGAUGUUUCCUCAUUUGACUUACGUGGACAUUGACUACAAGGACUCAGUGCAAGUGAAAAAUAACGUUCUGCGUGAGAGUGAAGUUUUGCGUACUUUCCUUGAGCUGCCGGAGAAGAAUACGACACCAUCGCCUUUUUUGAUAGAUCAAAGGAGGUAUAAGCUUGUUGCAUGUGAUUUGAACGAUAUCACUGAAACCGCCCGAUUAUUAGACACAUGUACCAACCGCGACAUUCCCACUGUCAUAUUAUCCGAAUGCCUACUAUGCUACAUGCAUGAAAACGAGUCUCAACUACUCAUUAACAUGGUCUUGGCCAAGUAUGCUCAUGGAUUAUGGAUAUCGUACGAUCCUAUCGGUGGUUCUCAACCGAACGACCGCUUUGGUACCAUCAUGGAGUCUAAUUUGAAGGAAUCAAGGAAUUUAGAAAUGCCCACGUUGAUGACGUAUAAUUCUAAAGAAAAAUACGCCUCAAGGUGGUCCAUGGCCCUAAACGUGACUGUCAAUGAUAUGUGGGAAGUAUUCAACACAGAGAUCCCUGAAUCUGAGAGGAAAAGGCUUAGAUCAUUGCAGUUUUUGGAUGAACUGGAGGAAUUGAAAGUAAUGCAAAGUCAUUACAUCCUCAUGAAGGCGCAAUGGUGA
This is a messenger RNA of Saccharomyces kudriavzevii IFO 1802, 987 nucleotides long. RefSeq names its product leucine carboxy methyltransferase (gene PPM1). The transcript has a single exon. The record is from RefSeq and is a predicted model, not a curated record. Bases 1 to 987 code for a protein of 328 amino acids. Gene Ontology annotation, molecular function: protein C-terminal leucine carboxyl O-methyltransferase activity. Lineage: Eukaryota; Fungi; Ascomycota; Saccharomycetes; Saccharomycetales; Saccharomycetaceae. Gene Ontology annotation, biological process: C-terminal protein methylation.